Dromiciops gliroides (monito del monte) is the source of this 2979-nucleotide messenger RNA. RefSeq names its product CD81 molecule (gene CD81). Bases 248 to 958 code for a protein of 236 amino acids. The transcript has 8 exons. Lineage: Eukaryota; Metazoa; Chordata; Mammalia; Microbiotheria; Microbiotheriidae. Gene Ontology annotation, cellular component: membrane. The record is from RefSeq and is a predicted model, not a curated record.
GCCGGGCAGAGAAGAGCCAGAGCGGUGAGCUCAGCUAGCGCGGCGGUGGCGGCGGGAUCUGCGGAGCUUCUGGACGCGAGCGAGGCCGAGCAGCCAGCCCCGGCCCGAGCCCGAGCCCCCCGAGCCCCCCGAGCGCCCCCGAGCCCCUCGCCUCCAGUGUCCGCCCGUGCGUCCGGCCGCGCCGCGCCCAGCGAGCCCAGCCAGUCCGGCCCGCCCCGACACAGUCCCCGCCGCCGCAGCAGCAGCCAUGGGGGUGGAGGGCUGCACCAAGUGCAUCAAAUACCUGCUCUUCGUCUUCAAUUUCGUCUUCUGGCUGGCAGGAGGCGUGAUCCUCGGGGUGGCUCUUUGGCUCCGCCAUGACUCGCAGACCACCAGCAUCCUCUACCUGAAUCUUGAUGACAAACCAGCUCCCAGCACCUUCUACGUGGGCAUCUACAUCCUGAUCGCCGUAGGUGCCGUGAUGAUGUUCGUGGGCUUCCUCGGCUGCUACGGAGCCAUCCAGGAGUCCCAGUGCCUGCUGGGGACGUUCUUCACCUGCCUGGUGAUCCUGUUUGCCUGUGAGGUGGCUGCUGGCAUCUGGGGCUUUGUCAACCGGGACCAGAUCGCCAAGGACGUGAAGCAGUUCUAUGACCAGGCUCUGCAGAAGUCCGUCCUGGAAGACAACGCCAGCAAUGCCAAGACUGUGGUGAAGUCUUUCCAUGAGACGCUGGGCUGCUGUGGCUCCAAUGUGUUAACCACCUUCAUUACGGCCGCCUCCAGAAGUGAGCUGUGCCCUAGCGGAAGCAACAUCCUUAUCACCCCCUUUAAGGCCGACUGUCACCAGAAGAUCGAUGAUCUCUUCUCGGGGAAGCUCUAUCUGAUCGGCAUUGCUGCCAUUGUGGUGGCCGUCAUCAUGAUUUUUGAGAUGAUUCUCAGCAUGGUCCUGUGCUGCGGCAUUCGGAAUAGCUCCGUGUACUGAGGCCGUGGCCUGAGGUGUGGGCAGGCAGGAGAGGAGGGGGAGCCCCCAGACGUGCCAGGAGCUGGCUGAAGAGAAAUCCAGAGAAUUAUGUAUAGAAAUGUUUCUGAUAUUACCGCACAGUACUUAUUAGCAUUUUUACUUUGGAGGGUUGGGGGUGGUAUUUUUGAAAUAAAGGGGCUGCCGGAAGCCUUUCUGGCCUCUGGCUACAUGGGGGUCUUAUGGAGCCAGGACCCAGGAGGGCUCUCCAGGCUGGCGGAGGCGUCUGGAGGGAGGCCCCAGCUCAGGGUCUCCACUUCCUUGGCAUGGCAGGAGGGGGAAGGAGAGAGCCCCAGGCUGCAUGCAGGACCCUGGCCCCAAGCACCCAGCAGCCGCCGCCUUUUGUUUUAACCAAUCUGCAUUAUUUUUUCCCAUAUCUACUUUCUUGAGCAACAUUCCUGCCGUUCCCACACUUUCUGGCCUUGUGUGUCUGACUCUGGCCCCUUAGACUGUAACUAGGCUGUCCAAGACAGGCCCAAACCAGCUCAUUUCAAUAAAAGGAAAGAAAAGUAGGAGUGGCGUGAACACUUCCCUGGGAGCUCUGCUUGGCAGGCGGCCCCCUGGGGCUGGGCGGGUGUGGGAGAGAGGCCUGGGCUGCCUGUGGGGGCCCCGCCCAGGGAGGGAGGCAGCCCCAGCCUCAGGAAGGAGUGAUACCUCCCUGCCCCCAGAAAUGGGGCUGCAGUGAGGGUCCUCCCUCCCUCCCUAGCAGUUUGCACUGCCAAUGGCCAAGGUGGCCUACGGCCCCAGAAGCCCACUUUGACCCAUCCUUCUCGCCCCACAACCAGCUCUCCUGCCCAGGGCUUCCCCCACUGCCCUGGGAUGUGCAGAGGGGAGGCCCCGGCAGGGUGAGCAGCCCUGGAAAGCCUUAACGGAACACUGCCCAGAACAUCCUCCUUUUGGGGGGAGGGGGCAGAGCCCCCCAGGCCUGCCUCCUGGCAGGUGCUCCCUGCGUCUCCUGUCCUGCACUAAGCAUGCAUGUCUACCAUAUGUGUGUUUAUAUAGAUGUUGUGUGUACUCAGCGUGUUCUGGGCCCUGUCUUUCCCAGCCUUGAUAUAGGGGGUCUGUGGGCAGCGGCUGGGCCUCCAGGUUCCGUGUUUAUGUUCUGUGGGGAGCUGUGGAAGGGGGCAGGGCUGGGCCAAGAGGGGUCAAACGGGACAGGGUAGAGGAGAGGCCUUGGAUCUCUGCAUUUCAGCCUUCUCUCUCCUUGUCUCCUCCUGAGUAUUUGCCCAGCUCCCGAGGCCAGGCUCCUGGAUGGCCUAGCAGAGACCUGGCCUGGGCCCCAGUGGGCAGAUAGCAGUCCUGAUGCCUUCCUCGGUCCUGGGCUCCUCCAGGCAGGACAAGAACCCGCCCCCCCCCCAGCCAGAGCCCUCAGGCCUCUUGCAAGAGGGCACAGGAGCCUGGUGCCCAGGCAGGGAGGCAGGAGAAGGGUCCUCUGGCCCUCAGAAAGCUUGGCCCUCUAGCUCCCCCGAGUCCCAAGGUUGGCUCUGUCCAGACUCCAGCUCUGUGUGUGUGCUUCACACUGGCCUUCAGUGAUGACUGCCCCAUAGCUGUCCUCCCUUGACUUGCUGGGCUCAGACUGUCCCCGGGUGGCCCUGUCAGACUAGGUCUGUAGGGUAAGGGCCAGGGUGUCCCAGCCCACUCAGCCUGCCCAGCCCAGGUAGGGGAAGAGCCCCCUGGCCCCUCCAGGCAGGAGGGAGUGACAGGAACAGUUUGUUCCCUGUUCCCAUCACUGUUGCCUCUGCCCCUGGGAGGUGGGGAGGGGGUGUCUGUGAUGGACAGAGAAUGGGGGGGGCGGAGAGGAUGGGGAACCUUGAUAACCCUUGAGCCCAACCACCUCCAAGCUUUGCCCCGGGCCUCUGGGCCCUGCCCCAUCUGGGGGAGGGGGACAGCAUGGCUUGAGAGUCCCCGCCCCCUUUGCUCCUCUUCUUGCUGUCUGCCUGUUUACCCCACAUGUAUUCAAUAAAGCAAGUGCUCUCCUUGGUGAA